Molecule: messenger RNA, 2187 nt
Organism: Rhodotorula toruloides NP11
Lineage: Eukaryota; Fungi; Basidiomycota; Microbotryomycetes; Sporidiobolales; Sporidiobolaceae
Product: splicing factor 3A subunit 1
Exons: 5
Coding region: 1-2187 (728 amino acids)
Biological process (GO): regulation of alternative mRNA splicing, via spliceosome; mRNA cis splicing, via spliceosome
Cellular component (GO): U2 snRNP; catalytic step 2 spliceosome; U2-type prespliceosome
Molecular function (GO): RNA binding; protein binding
Source: RefSeq, a predicted model, not a curated record
AUGACUGCAACACCAGUGCCGAAUAGCACCAUCAUCCUGCCGCCGCCGGCCAUCAAGGCGAUUGUUGACAAGACGGCCGCCUUCAUCGCCAAGUCGGCGAACGCCUCGCUCCUCGAGGACAAGUUCAGGCAGCGCGAGAAGACGGACUCGCGCUUCGCAUUCCUGAACGACACGGACCCGUACCACGCAUACUAUGCGGACCGGUUGGCGGCGUUCAAGGCGGGCGAGCAGCCUGAGCAGAAGGAGGAGGAGAAGGCGGACGGCGUGGGCGCGCAGGCCAAGGACGAAUCGGAUGGACGGCCAGCAGAGCCUCCUGCGCUGGAGUUCUUGGUGGAGGACCCGCCCAAGAUCAACGCGGUCGACUUGGACAUCCUCCGCCUCACUGCGCUCUUCACGGCACGAUCUGGUCGCAAGUUUACCUCCGACCUCGCCGCCCGUGAAGCCCGCAACUACCAGUUCGACUUCCUUCGCCCCACUCACUCCCUCUUCGGCUACUUCAACCGCCUCGUCGAGCAGUACACGAAGAUCCUCGUCCCCUCGAAGGAGCUCAUCAGCCGAGUCGAGCGACGAGCCGGCGGACCUCCCGACUCUAGCGCCGACCGCCUCUCCGUUGGCCGUCGCGAGGUGCUCAAGGACGCUCGGCAGCGCGUUGAGUGGGAGAAGUGGGAGUCUGAGCGGCGGAAGGAAGAGGAGGACAAGGCGGAGGCUGAGCGCAUCGCUUUCGCCGAAAUCGACUGGCAGGACUUCCAGGUCGCUUCGACGAUUGAAUUCACCGAGAACGACGAGGCGGGCAUCGCGGAGCUCCCGCCGCCUAUGAGCUUGUCCGAGGUCGAAAACAUGUCGAUCGCUCAGAAGAAGAUGGCCGCCAUGAUCAUGGAGGGUCAGCAGCCGGCUGACCAGGGUGAGGGCGAGGCGGAGGAGGCAGAGAUGGAGAUGGAUGACGAGGACGAGGAGGCGGCACAGACGCCGGAGGUCGAAUACAAGCGCGAGGAUGUCAUCGAGGUCCAGACGCUCGACUCGAAUUUGCCUGUCAAGAUCCGCAAGGACUACGUUCGCAGCAAGAAGUCGAAGGCGGGCCAAGCGAUGACGACCUUCCAAGGCCAGCAGGUUCCCGUCGAGGAGCUCAGCAAGCACAUUCGCUACGAGACGCUCGACCCGCGGUGGAAGGAGGAGAAGCGACAGGCCGACCUCAACCGCGCCGCGUCGGCCGUCAUGCCCGGCGGCACCGACGUCUCUGCCUCGCUGCGCUCGAUCGCCGCGCACCGUCCCGACAUCUUUGGCGGCAACAUUGGUGACGCAGAGAGGCAGCGACAGGCAGAGCAGAUGGCCAAGUCGAGGGCGCGCGAGAAGCAGGUUUGGGACGGUCACGCCGCGUCGAAGGAGUCGAUCACGCUCCGCUACCAGCAGACGGCGAACCUCGACGAGCAGAUUGCUGCGCUGCACAAGGCCAAGGGUGUCUUGGCGACGGAGGAGUCGAACAUCGGCCCCUCAAUCCCGACCAACGCAGCGCAGUCGGCGCCCGUCGAACAGACCACCCUCACGAGCGGCGCGUCGAUCUCUGCGGCUCCCCAGCCGGCGCAGAUCACGGUCGAGCGGACGACAUCGCAGAACUUCCUCUCGACCGGCAUCCCCUCGGGCUUUGCCUCUCCCGCCGGCGCCUCUCCCGCUCCUGGCACGCCCAACCCCGCCCAGCCUCCCACCCCUCUCCCCGCCGGCCUGCCCGCUCGUCCGCCCGUCGCAGUCCCAGGCGACGCCGUUCCCGGCUCGAGUGCCGCGUCACACUCUGCUCCCGCUGCCGAGCCUGCAACAGGCACGACCCGACCCCUCCCCUCCUCCUUCGACGCCUCCGAGCCGUCCGCCAAACGCGCCCGGCGAACAGACGGCCACAUCUACCCUGAAGAAGACUGGCUCGCGACGCACCCUGACCCCGUACGCAUCAAGGUGCAGUUGCCUGAUUAUCCCGAGAAACCUGCGUGGGGAUGUAAGGGACAGCAGGUCGAGUUGGAGGUACCGUUGACGUUGUUGAUCGGUACCGUGCGAGACCGGAUCUCGGGACUGGUCGGCGUCCCCGUCGGCAAACAACGCUACAUGUACAACGACCGCCUCCUCGCGAACGCGACGACCCUCGCUGCGCUCAACCUCGACAACGGCGACGUCCUUACCCUCCAGCUCAAGGAUAAGAAGUAG